UGAACGUUGUGUUUGGAUCACAAGAGUGUGUAGGGUUUUGGGUUGGUCCUUUUCUGAAGCGAUCAGGUUGAUUAGUGAUUACACCCAAUUGGCCCCUUUUUUUGAAAGAUUUGAAGCCACUUGAUUUGGAUGAAAAUUUUGAUAACCCAUCAAACGUAUUUGAUCUGUUGUGGAAGAGUCGUUGAGAGCUAAAAAGUUGAAAUAACUUGACCUCUUUAAAAUUGGUGCAGGAAUUGAACUUCAGAGGUCCUUGCAAUGGCAGCGAAUUCUUCUGAUGGAGAUCACCAUACAACACUAAAGCAACCUCCCUUGCCAUCUCCUUUACGUUUCUCCAAAUUCUUUCAGUCCAACAUGAGAAUCUUGGUUACGGGAGGAGCUGGAUUCAUUGGUUCUCACCUAGUUGAUAGAUUGAUGGAAAAUGAAAAAAACGAGGUCAUUGUUGCUGAUAACUACUUCACUGGAUCGAAGGACAACCUCAAAAAAUGGAUUGGUCAUCCAAGAUUUGAGCUAAUACGCCAUGAUGUCACUGAGCCUUUGAUGAUUGAGGUUGAUCAGAUCUACCAUCUUGCAUGCCCCGCAUCUCCUAUUUUCUACAAAUAUAAUCCUGUGAAGACAAAUGUGAUAGGCACACUGAACAUGCUUGGACUCGCAAAACGAGUUGGAGCAAGGAUUUUACUUACAUCAACUUCGGAGGUAUAUGGAGAUCCUCUUGUGCAUCCCCAACCUGAAAGCUAUUGGGGCAAUGUAAACCCUAUUGGAGUUCGUAGUUGCUAUGACGAGGGGAAGCGUGUGGCUGAGACUUUGAUGUUUGAUUAUCAUAGGCAGCAUGGAAUAGAAAUACGCGUUGCAAGAAUCUUUAACACAUACGGGCCACGCAUGAAUAUUGAUGAUGGACGUGUUGUAAGCAACUUCAUUGCUCAAGCACUACGUGGUGAACCAUUGACAGUCCAAUCUCCAGGAACACAAACUCGCAGUUUCUGCUAUGUCUCUGAUCUGGUUGAUGGGCUUAUCCGUCUCAUGGAGGGAUCAGACACUGGGCCAAUCAACCUUGGAAACCCAGGGGAAUUUACAAUGGUUGAACUGGCUGAAACUGUGAAGGAGCUUAUAAAUACGGAUGUGAAGAUAAAUAUAGUGGACAACACUCCUGAUGAUCCGCGACAGAGGAAACCAGACAUAACGAAAGCAAAGGAAUUGCUUAACUGGGAACCAAAGGUCAAGCUGCGAGAUGGCCUUCCUCUUAUGGAAGAGGAUUUCCGGUUGAGGCUUGGAGUUGACAAAAAAAAUUAACUUAUUUUCGCUCCUUUUGUGUCAUUUCAAAAUAGAUAAUAAAUGGAUCAGUUUUUAU
Abrus precatorius (Indian licorice) is the source of this 1345-nucleotide messenger RNA. Its product is annotated as UDP-glucuronic acid decarboxylase 6-like. Gene Ontology annotation, cellular component: cytoplasm. Lineage: Eukaryota; Viridiplantae; Streptophyta; Magnoliopsida; Fabales; Fabaceae. Gene Ontology annotation, molecular function: NAD+ binding; UDP-glucuronate decarboxylase activity. The transcript has 12 exons. The record is from RefSeq and is a predicted model, not a curated record. The coding region runs from base 256 to 1287 and encodes 343 amino acids. Gene Ontology annotation, biological process: D-xylose metabolic process.